Punica granatum (pomegranate) is the source of this 1641-nucleotide messenger RNA. Lineage: Eukaryota; Viridiplantae; Streptophyta; Magnoliopsida; Myrtales; Lythraceae. The record is from RefSeq and is a predicted model, not a curated record.
UAGUCAUCGAGCAAAAAUGGAAAAUAAAAAAUCUGCGCAGUCUGGAAGCGGAAACGAACAGAGGGAUUUGCUCGUGACGGGGACGCUGAUCUCUGUGCCGCGCAGUUCCUCAGAAACACAAUGCAAAACAAUUUGAGCGGCUACCGUUAAUGGGAUUUUCCGCCAUUGAUGAGAUCUCCUUCGGCAAAGAAGUUCCUUCUGUGAGGAAGAUGGGGAUGUCGGCGAAGCGGUUGAGAGAAGUUCUUCUCUUUGUUUGUUCGGUGGAGUUUUGGAGGAUGGCAGUUCUUUGGUCCAUUGCUCUUAUUACCUCAUACUUCCAGUUACUUCUACAAAGCCUCCACAUUCAAAAGUCUUACUCUUACCCUCGUCGCUCCCCGGAAACAUCUGCCUUUAGACCUGUCUGUAUCAUCACUGGUGCUACAUCAGGUUUAGGUGCAGCUGCAGCCCGAGCUCUCUCAAAAGAAAGUUUCACCAUCGUACUUGUUGGACGAACCCCUGAUGCGUUAUCGAAGACUGCUGCAGAGAUUCGAAAGUUCAAUAAGGAGGCCCAUCUCAAAGCUUUUGAAGUUGACAUAUCUGACUUCCGCUCGAUCUUUCAUUUCAAAGAAUCUCUUCAGCAGUGGUUACAGGACUCCAAUAUGCAUCCUUCUGUCCAACUCUUAAUAAACAAUGCUGGGAUACUUGCAACGUCUCCGAGAAAGACAGCUGAAGGAUAUGAUGAAAUGAUGGCGACAAAUUACAUCGGGGCUUUCUGCUUGACCCAGCUUUUAUUGCCUCUUCUCAUCAACAGCCCUGUGCCUUCAAGGAUUGUGAAUGUUACAUCGUUUACGCAUCGAACUGUGGGCUCUAUGCAGGUUGACAGGCAAGCUGUGGAAGGCAAGUGCUUCUUGAGAUCGAAGCAAUAUCUAUUUGCUCAAGCUUAUGAGUAUUCCAAAUUCUGCCUCCUGCUAUUUUCCUAUGCACUUCACCGGAAAAUUGGCUUGAUGGAGAAAGCAAGUCAUGUUUCUGUCAUACCUGCAGAUCCUGGGGUAGUUAAAACUAACCUCAUGAGAGAAGUUCCCCCGUUCCUUUCCAGUUUAGCCUUUGCAGUCCUAAAACUUAUGGGUCUUCUGCAGUCACCUGAUGAUGGGGUUAGGUCGAUCAUCGAUGCUGCGCUCGCCCCUCCAGAAGCGUUGGGAGUGUACUUUUUUAGCGGGAAUGGCCGGACAAUUAACUCUUCUCCUUUCUCGUAUAAUGCAAAACUGGCAAGCGAACUGUGGUCUGCCUCCUGUGAUCUGUUCACCGAACUAGAGCUUGCUUACAAAGAGUCUUAACUCUUUUUACAUUUUUACUGAAUCAUGAGAUCUUCCCCUCGCCGAGGAAGCGAAAAGGUGUAACAAAUAUCGUGUCCGCUUGAUUUAGUCUGUACCGAGUAGAGUUCUUUGCCCUCUGCUUUCAUAGCUGUAUGUAAUAAUACAUGGAACAUUUUAGAGCAGAAAAGCCCUUCAUUUGCUUGUAGAAGCUUAGAUUCGAAAUCUUCGUCUCAUGCUUAUGUUCACUUGGUCCUCUACCGAGACAUUAGGUAAAAUAGAAACUAUGCAUAUAGUCGAGGCAAAUUGUAAUUUUCGGUUUCUCUUUUAGUAAGUUGUGAUGUUAGACUAA